CCGCCGCUGUUGGGGGGCCCGUCGCCGCCCGCCGCUACUUUGUGUCUCGCGCUCCGAGAGGUGGGUGGGGAGAGGAGGCCCUGAGCCGGUUGUCUCUGUUAGGAAGUCCUCUCCCCCCUUGAGGUUAAAACCUGGGGCUCCAAAGGGUUACCCUCACGUUGGGGCUAGACAUUAAUUUAAAUGGCGACCGAUCUGUCUGGAGCUGAUCCCGCACACCACCGUAAUGCGCUUCCACUCUUAACGGGAGCCCCCCUGGACAAGUUGAGUGAGACAGUUGAGGACGGCACCAUGCCCAUCCGCCGGGCUGUGAACUCUUCCUCUCGGGAAACUCCUCCCAAAAGCAAGCCUGCUGAAAGUGAGGAGGCCAAGCCAGAUCCUGAUGUCAGUUCAGAGGAAUCCGCUUCCACCGUAGAGGAGCAAGAAAAUGAGACUCCGCCAGCCACGUCCAGCGAGGCAGAUCCGCCAAAGGAGCCUGAAGCUGAGGAGAAGGGAGGCGCAAAGCCUGCCGAGGAAGCCAAGAAGGAUGAGAAGGAUCACGUUAAAGAAAAGGAGAAGAAAGUCAAGAAGACCAUUCCUGCCUGGGCGACCCUGUCAGCCAGCCAGCUAGCCAGAGCACAGAAGCAAACACACAUGGCCGCUUCCUCCCGUCCCAAGAUGGAUGCCAUUUUGAUUGAGGCAAUCAAGGCGUGCUAUCAGAAAGGCGGGGCAUCGGUCGUCGCCAUCCGGAAGUACAUCAUCAACAAGUACCCUUCGCUGGAGCUGGAGAGGAGAGGCUACCUCCUCAAGCAGGCUCUCAAGAGGGAGCUGGAGCGAGGAGUCAUUCGGCAGGUGAAAGGAAAAGGAGCUUCUGGGAGCUUUGUGGUGGCUCCAAACUCAGGGAAAACGGCCUCCAAAUCCAGGGAUCGGAAGAGGAGUUCGUCGGCAUCCGGCCCAGAGCAGCAGCUGAAGCUGGAAGACAUCCUCCCGCUGGCCUUCACCCGCCUCUGUGAGCCAAAAGAGGCUUCCUACAGCCUGAUCAAGAAAUACGUCUCUCAGUAUUACCCAAAGCUGAAGGUGGAUGUCAGACCCCAGCUGCUGAAGAACGCUCUGCAGAGAGCGGUGGAAAAGGGCCAGCUGGAGCAGAUCACAGGCAAAGGAGCUUCUGGGACAUUCCAGCUGAAAAAAUCUGGGGAAAAGCCCCUGCUGGGUGGGAGUCUGAUGGAAGAUGCCAUCCUUUCCGCCAUUGCGGCCAUGAACGAGCCCAAAACCUGCUCCACCACUGCUCUGAAGAAAUACGUCUUGGAGAAGCACCCAGGGACAAACUCCAGUUUCCAGGUCCAUCUGCUGAAGAGGACCCUGCAGAAGUGUGAGAAGUAUGGCUGGAUGGAGCAGAUUUCUGGGAAGGGGUUCAGUGGCACCUUCCAGCUCUGCUUCCCCUAUUAUCCCAGCCCCGGAGUCCUGUUCCCAGAGAAACAGAAAGAGGAAGAGGAGUCUGAGGAAGAGGAGUCUGAGGAAGAGGAGUCUGAGGAAGAGGAGGAGGAAUCCGAGGAGGAGGAGUCUGAAGAGGAAGCACCACCUCCAAAGAAAAGGGUGCAGCAGCGGCCCCCACCGAAGGCCCGGAACAGGGCACCUCCGCUGGUGAAGCGGCGGGAGGCCAAGCCCAAGCCCCGCAAGGCCCCCGUGGCACACCGUGGAAAUGCGAAGCCCCCUCCCAAGGUCAGAGCCCCUGCCAAGAAAUCCAAGCCAGUGGCCCUCCCCCGCGUGGCCGUCAAGAACCUCUCUGGCAACAGCCCUGCCCCCAAGAAGCCCUCCUCAGCCAGGAGCGCAAGGAAGGACCUGAAGCUCUCUGCCAAGAAGAGCAAGCCCACCGUGCGGAAGUCCCUGAGAGCCAAAAAGUAACAUCCCCCUCCCAGGCGGUGGGCUGGGGGGCGGCUGGGGGGCGGCCAGGGGCCUCUGGGAAUCCCACGUGCUUGUUUUAAAAGUACCACACAAAUUCAUAGCGUAGCUCUGAUGCUUAAACAUGGCUCCUCCCCCUCCUUUCCCCUCCUUCUCAAGCAUUGGGGAAAACCAGAAAAUCAAAGUGUAACUUAACAAGCCAAGCGUUUUCCGUUAGAUCUAGGUUCUGUUCCCUGUGCCUUCUCACCCCCUCCCUGUCUUUCUCCCUGACUCUUUUCCCUCUAAAACUAAUCAUCAGUAACAUAGGACUGUUCCUUAAAAAAGAAGAAGUUAAUCUGUACAGGGUUAUCUUGGCUUGGCAUUUUUGGCUUUUGAAACAGGUUGCAAAGACGAUUCUUCUAUUUUUGGAAAGUGGAAACGGAUCCCUGGGACAUUGGGAACGGCUUUCUGAAUGAGGCUCCUUCUUUUCUAUCCUUCUGGGGUGUCCCCUGGGCAGGCAGGUCUUCUCAGAAAAGGGUGGAUGCCAGGUUAUUGUGGGGGAGGGAGCAGGUGAGGUCCCCUCAGAUGCCUUCUUCGUUGCCUCGAUGUGUUUUGUUUGGGAUUUUUUUAGCUUAGUUUUCCCCCACAGUGUCUUUCUGGCCUCCUGAAAACCAAGCUUACUUUAAAGGUCUUCUUGAAUUCAACUUUUGAAACUUGUUCUUUAAAGAAAAGAAAUGAACCGGAGAUUUUGUCACUUGUCCCCCUCCCCUUUUUUAAAGAAAGAAAAUGUCAAAGAAUGAUCUGAUUGUUAAUGUGUAGAGCCAUUAAAUGAGGAACAUGCUGUUUGCUAAAAUAAAAACUAGACUCUUGA
Rhineura floridana is the source of this 2725-nucleotide messenger RNA. It is a transcript of the gene HP1BP3, whose product is annotated as heterochromatin protein 1 binding protein 3. NCBI's taxonomy places the organism in Eukaryota, Metazoa, Chordata, Lepidosauria, Squamata, Rhineuridae. Gene Ontology annotation, cellular component: nucleosome; nucleus; chromosome. The record is from RefSeq and is a predicted model, not a curated record. Gene Ontology annotation, biological process: heterochromatin organization; nucleosome assembly. Gene Ontology annotation, molecular function: DNA binding; nucleosome binding. The coding region runs from base 181 to 1878 and encodes 565 amino acids. The transcript is spliced from 13 exons.